Messenger RNA from Adineta ricciae, 966 nucleotides. The record is from the annotation of a GenBank genome assembly. NCBI's taxonomy places the organism in Eukaryota, Metazoa, Rotifera, Eurotatoria, Adinetida, Adinetidae.
AUGGCAAAACAACCGAAGAAAGCACGUCUAGUAUUGAAAGAUUCGCAAAUAAAUACUCUAGCUGGAGCAGUAUCUGGUGCAUUCGUUAGCGUACUUGUCAGUCCGCUGGAUGUUGUCAAAACUCGUAUUCAAGUGAAGCGUCUACCGAAGGGUGUACCGGAUACGCCCUUAUUAGUGACUAUGUAUCGACUCGCUCAACGAGAAGGUUUCAGAGCUUUUUUCAAAGGAUUGGGAACGACGAUGUUGGGUUAUAUACCGAAUUGGGCUGUAUAUUUUGGAACGUAUCAAUGGUCAAAGAAACAAUAUGCCUCUGGAUUAGCAUCUGUGCAUUCGGAAAAUGAUACAUUAGUUAAUCUAUUAGCUUCAGUGACAGCCGGUGCAAUAUCGAAUACAUUAACUGCGCCGAUAUGGACAAUUCGAACGCGAAUGAUGACACAAUCACAUCACGAAGACUAUAGGAAUACAUUUCACGCAGCAAAGAAAAUCUAUCAGACAGAAGGCAUCUACGCGCUAUACCGUGGUGUUAUUCCAUCCAUGUGGGGCUUGAUCCAUGUUGGUGUGCAAUUUCCCAUGUACGAAUAUUUGAAAAAGAGGUGUGCAGUAAACUCAUCUUCAGAGCAUCAUUUAUCCACUGGACAAUUGAUGUUUGCCUCAAGCGUUUCGAAAGUCAUUGCUUCAGUUGUUGCCUACCCUCAUGAAAUAGUCCGUAGUCGGUUGCAAGAUGCCGGCCAUGCUCGACGCUUACAAAAGCAAUCGCUUACUGCAGCGACUAAUUUUCGUGAAUAUAAAAACGUACGUGAUGCAGUGCAAACCAUUGCUAAAGAAGAAGGAAUUCGAGGAUUUUAUCGUGGAAUCGUACCAGCUCUAUUACGGACAGUACCAGCGGCAGUAUUAACAUUGCUAUCGUACGAAAAAAUCAGAGAUUCCCUUAGUGACAAUUACGGUGAAGCUUCAAUUCAACAGUAG